UACACGUACAUGUAGUUGGCCUCGGCUUGUUGUUUUUGCACACAGCCCCGAGGUACUUUGCACACGGGUCGAGCUAAUAGUCUGGCAAAAAGGUCGAAAUAAACGAGUUUUUGCACACUUGUUGAUUCACAGUUGAUUACGAGAGUGUCCCUGUCACAAGGUGACUGUUCUCUAGACUAUAAGUCUUUGGUUGGUCCAAGAAAUACGUGGUAGAAAUCUGGUCUGUUCCAGCACUAUGCACGGUGUCCACAGCGAGUAAGCAACCAUUACAUGGUUUGUAUUAAUGGGAAUAAUCCGUUCUACUGGGACCACCUUUACAAAUGGAUGAGAAGGUCUUCCUCGCUCCGCCCACCAAGGUGUGUCUGCUGUGCUCUUCGGUCCAACCCUUGACCCAGUCCGAGGACGACUCCGAUAGGGGCUCCGGUACGGUCCUGUACUUCACCAAGAAGGGGCAAGUCACGCGCAGGAGAGUGUGCCUGUACUGCCGGGGUUGUCAGGCCAGGUACAACUACACGGACUACGGGAGCGAUGAACGCGGGUACCGACUGUACGCCACGCCGAGGGACGCUGCCGGGCUGCUCGGUGCCUGUGCCGUGGAGAGAACGCUCAUCAACCCGCUGCUCUUCGACGACCGGUCCGACAGAGAAAAGAGUUGGGUCGGCUUCGCAAGAGCAUACAACUCUGCCUACAAUCUCACUCGAGACAAAGCUUUGACUACUGACGUCUUACAAGCCGCCAUCUUGGAAGCGGAGCUGGAACAGUACUAUCGCGAGGCAGGCCGCCUGCAGUUAAGAUAUAAGUCGCUAGAGGUUGAAAUCGACCAGUUGAUGGGGAUCGAUAGUGUUAACAGCAGAGAGUUGCGGAGAGCUCCAGAUACGCCAGAUACUCUUCCUUCAGAUGCCGGCCCAGCAACCAAAGGUUCAGACAUUAUGUCGGAAGGCAGCCUAUCCACGGUGGAGACGGCAGCGCUAGCGGCCGAGUCUAAAGAGAACGGGCGGCAUCAGAACAACGGGCGAGGGGCCAAGCGUUUUCCGAUUGGACCCGAAGCCUUCCAUUGCCACGCGAUUCGCCCGGAAAAUCCCGAGGAGGAAAACAGAAAGGCUUUCAGAAAACUGGCCAUCGCCACCUGUCUGUCACUCUUCUUUGUUGUCAUGGAGCUAAUAGGCGGGUACCUUGCCGGGAGUCUUGUCGUACAGACCGACGCUGCGCAUGUGCUGGCUGACGUAGCCUCGUUCCUGUUGAGCCUCGCUUCCAUCCGGCUGUCCUCGCGAGCCCGGACGAGACGGAUGACGUAUGGCUGGCUACGCGUCCAGGUGGUGGGUUCUCUCACGUCCAUCAUAAUCGUGUGGAUCGUGACGGGUGUGCUGGUCUACUGCGCCACCAUGCGGCUGGUGAAGGGAGCGUACCACAUCCACGGGAACAUCAUGCUAGUCACAGCAGUCAUGGGCGUCAUCGUCAACACCAUCCUUGGUUACGUGCUGCACGAGCAGGCACACGCGGGGCACGGCCACGGGCACAGUCACGGUAACACCAGCCACGGGGACCGCGAGCUUCCCGACGGCUUCCACAACCCGGACGACCUCUGGGAGCGAGUCCGCGCCUUCUUCGGCUUCCCGUCCGAUCCCUUCAAGGCGCCGAGCAAGAGCAUCCUCGUCAGAGCCGCCUUCAUCCACGUCCUGGGAGACUUCCUGCAGAGUCUCGGGGUGCUCCUGGCAGCCUGCAUCAUUUACGUCAGGCCUGCGUGGAAGGUGGUUGACCCCAUCUGCACGUACGUGUUCUCCGUCCUGGUCCUCAUCACCACCAUCAGCGUCAUGCGCGACCUACUCAUCGCCAUCAUGCAGGGUUUCCCGCGUCAGCUUGACUUUGGUGAGGUGGCUGAGACUCUGGGCAGGGUGAACGGAGUGGUGCAGGUGCACGACCUGCACGUCUGGAUCCUGUGUGAUCAUCACUUCGUCCUCACCUCACACAUAGUCAAAGACCCGUCGGCAGACCCCCAGCAGGUCAUGCGGGAGGCUACAGCACAGGUCAACCUGGAGUACGACAUCCAACACGUGACUCUACAGGUGGAAGACUUUCACCCCAUCAUGAAAACAUGCGAAAACUGCCGGCUUCCCCCAAGCUGAGUCUUCUACUCUCUAAUAUAGAUACAAGCCUCCAG
Molecule: messenger RNA, 2158 nt
Organism: Branchiostoma belcheri (Belcher's lancelet)
Lineage: Eukaryota; Metazoa; Chordata; Leptocardii; Amphioxiformes; Branchiostomatidae
Product: zinc transporter 2-like
Exons: 12
Coding region: 321-2123 (600 amino acids)
Biological process (GO): response to zinc ion; zinc ion transmembrane transport
Cellular component (GO): plasma membrane
Molecular function (GO): zinc ion transmembrane transporter activity
Source: RefSeq, a predicted model, not a curated record